GGAAUCAGAGAAGGCCUCCCAGAGGUGAGAUGCUAGCAUGAGUUUGGAAACUUGGGUAGGACUUUGCAAAGUAGAGGAGGAGACAGCAUUCCAGAUGGAGGGAGCAGCAUGCAUGUCCCUGAUGUAGCUGUAAAUGGUCUUUGGGCCUUCGAUGUGAAGAACUCUUUAGUGAUGGAGGUGAUCGAUGCACGAAAGAUAAAGACAGAAGAAGAACUCACAGAGAACAUCGGGCUUCCCCUGUGUGUGCUUGAGAAACACAAUCCUUGGCCAGCCUAUGUGACAUAUAUGUCCCCGAUGGUGAAGAGACUCAUUGAGAAAAGCAAAGCUAGAGAUCUGGAAUGCGCGCAGGCACUCGAGGAAAGCCAACGGACAUUGAGGCAGAACAAGCUGGCCAGCAUCACGCAGCUGAAAAGGAAAAAGUCAUCUAAGGGCCCUGGAAACUUGAUGUUGAAGGACAUGAGGUCAGAGACCAUGUUAUCAGUGUGGAGCUCCUACUCCGUACCGGCCACAGGUCCCACCGCUAUGCCAGAGCCAAGGCACUUCCAUACGGAUUCCAGAGAAAAUCCCACUGCAAACUAUAACAAGAUCAUCUUCUCUCGAAAACCCAUGAUGAGGCUGCUUCCGUACAGCUCCCUUCUAGUCAGCAAAGAGAAACAUUCAAGUGUUUAGCAGGGAGCCCCUGCAGUCAUCUCCACCCCUCCACCAAGAUCGUACAGUAAUUAAGCUCCAUGUGCUGCAAAUUUCCCUAUGUCCUUUAAAUGUGAACUUGUCCCUGCUUGUGCAGAGGUUGGCUGAGAUAAACCAGAUCUGAAUGUGGGCCGUGGGUGGGCAGGUAUACCCCCUCCAGCAUGACAGUCAGAUGGGGUUGGGAAACCCCACGCCCCAGUUCCUGCCAUAUAUGCUUAGAACCUAACUGAGGAUGAAUGAGUUCCAUUCCAGGCAGGACACAGAAACCACACCGGUUACUAAACCAGAGGUAAUCCAAUAGAAAGAAUUACUAACCAGGUAACUGGAAAGGUGGGAUGAGAACCCAGUGGUAUUAGUGG
Molecule: messenger RNA, 1046 nt
Organism: Enhydra lutris kenyoni (northern sea otter)
Lineage: Eukaryota; Metazoa; Chordata; Mammalia; Carnivora; Mustelidae
Product: CMT1A duplicated region transcript 4
Exons: 3
Coding region: 109-669 (186 amino acids)
Source: RefSeq, a predicted model, not a curated record